This is a messenger RNA of Pseudophryne corroboree (corroboree frog), 1591 nucleotides long. RefSeq names its product oocyte zinc finger protein XlCOF7.1-like. Gene Ontology annotation, molecular function: RNA polymerase II cis-regulatory region sequence-specific DNA binding; DNA-binding transcription factor activity. The record is from RefSeq and is a predicted model, not a curated record. Lineage: Eukaryota; Metazoa; Chordata; Amphibia; Anura; Myobatrachidae. The transcript has a single exon. The annotation marks the transcript as partial. Gene Ontology annotation, biological process: regulation of transcription by RNA polymerase II.
UUUUCUUGCUCUGAGUGUGGGAAAUGUUUUGCCCAGAAAUCACAACUUGUUAGACAUCAGCUAAGUCACACAGGUGAGAGGCCAUUUCCAUGUUCUGAGUGUGGGAAAUGUUUUGCCCUGAAAUCAGAUCUUGUUAAACAUCAGAGAAGUCACACAGGUGAGAAGCCAUAUUCUUGCUCUGAGUGUGGGAAAUGUUUUACACAGAACUCAUAUCUUGUUAUACAUCACAGAAGUCACACAGGUGAGAAGCCAUUUCCAUGUUCUGAGUGUGGGAAAUGUUUUGGCCGGAAAUCACAACUUGUUAGACAUCAGAGAACUCACACAGGUGAGAGGCCAUUUCCAUGUUCUGACUGUGGAAAAUGUUUUACUUGGAGAUCAAGUCUUGUUACACAUCAGCAAAGUCACACAGGUGAGAAGCCAUUUCCAUGUUCUGAGUGUGGGAAAUGUUUUGCCCGGAAAUCACAUCUUGUUAUACAUCAGAGAAGUCACACAGGGGAGAAGCCAUUUCCAUGUUCUGAGUGUGGGAAAUGUUUUGCAGGCAAACCAGAGCUUGUUAGACAUCAGAGAAGUCACACAGGUGAGAAGCCAUUUCCAUGUUCUGAGUGUGGGAAAUGUUUUGCAGACAAACCAGAGCUUGUUAGACAUCAGAGAAGUCACACAGGUGAGAAGCCAUUUUCUUGCUCUGAGUGUGAGAAAUGUUUUUCACAGAAAUCACAUCUUGUUGAUCAUCAGCGAAGUCACACAGGUGAGAAGCCAUUUCCAUGUCCUGAGUGUGGGAAAUGUUUUGCAGACAAAUUACAUCUUGUUAGACAUCAGAGAAGUCACACAGGUGAGAAGCCAUUUUCUUGCUCUGAGUGUGGGAAAUGUUUUGCCCAGAAAUCACAACUUGUUAGACAUCAGCUAAGUCACACAGGUGAGAGGCCAUUUCCAUGUUCUGAGUGUGGGAAAUGUUUUGCCCUGAAAUCAGAUCUUGUUAAACAUCAGAGAAGUCACACAGGUGAGAAGCCAUAUUCUUGCUCUGAGUGUGGGAAAUGUUUUACACAGAACUCAUAUCUUGUUAUACAUCACAGAAGUCACACAGGUGAGAAGCCAUUUCCAUGUUCUGAGUGUGGGAAAUGUUUUGCGGACAAAUUACAUCUUGUUAUACAUCAGAGAAGUCACACAGGUGAGAAGCCAUUUUCUUGCUCUGAGUGUGGGAAAUGUUUUGACCGGAAAUCACAACUUGUUAGACAUCAGCUAAGUCACACAGGUGAGAGGCCAUUUCCAUGUUCUGAGUGUGGGAAAUGUUUUGCCCUGAAAUCAGAUCUUGUUAAACAUCAGAGAAGUCACACAGGUGAGAAGCCAUAUUCUUGCUCUGAGUGUGGGAAAUGUUUUACACAGAACUCAUAUCUUGUUAUACAUCACAGAAGUCACACAGGUGAGAAGCCAUUUCCAUGUUCUGAGUGUGGGAAAUGUUUUAGACAGAAAUCAUAUCUUGUUACACACCAGAGAAAUCACACAGGUGAGAAGCCAUUUUAAUCUUCUGGAGUAUACUUAUUAUUGCCAUGCGUUGUUCUUCAAGGUUCUUAUCCUAUGUCCUGUGCUUUUUGCA